AUGUCUUCUCCUCAGCCCGCUCAUUCCACAAAACAUCUUCCUCAGCUCUCCUAUCCCUUUCAACAUUCUACUUUUAUUCUAAACCAACAGACAGACGGCUCACACAAUGGCACCGCCCUUUGGCUCGGUGGUCAAAUUCUCGCCCUCUUUCUGGCCAAUUUUCAUGCAAGGUUCACCACGAACAAGGCCCCCCCUCGCGCAAUCGAAUUAGGGAGCGGUAUAGGCCUGACUGCGCUGGCUCUCAGUUCUCUUGGCUGGGACGUUCUGGCAACUGAUAUCCGCCAUGUCGUGGACGCCGUUCUCUCUAAAAACAUCGAUCUGAAUGCCACUGCGCUUCCGCCUGCUUCCGGGACCAUCCAGAUAAGAGAGCUGGAUUGGACAGUGGAACCAGACAAAUGGAGCUGGCGGAAUCCUGUGUCUGUGACGUCCUCUGCGCCGACUGUGAAUCCACCAUCAAGCCUGCUACAACCUCCAUUCGACCUGAUAUUCUCAGCGGACACCGUCUAUUCGCGAGAACUCGUGUCACCUCUCUUGCGUACUUUGCACAGCCUAAGCACCUUGUCCCAAUCCCUUUCAGGCCGCUACCCAACCAUUUUGCUCUGUGUCGAGAAUCGAGAUCCGAUCUUAUUGGCAGCCUUGUUCGAGGAGGCACGGCAAGAGUGGAAUUUCGGUGUCGAUCGCAUACCGCGCACCAGGUUGGCCAAAUGUAUCGAGAAAGCAGGGUUAGGAUGGGAUAAAGAGGACUGGGCGGGGGUUGAGAUUUGGAAAUUAAGGCUUUCAUAA
Molecule: messenger RNA, 783 nt
Organism: Coprinopsis cinerea okayama7#130
Lineage: Eukaryota; Fungi; Basidiomycota; Agaricomycetes; Agaricales; Psathyrellaceae
Exons: 2
Coding region: 1-783 (260 amino acids)
Cellular component (GO): cytoplasm; nucleus
Source: RefSeq, a predicted model, not a curated record